CCCCGCGCCCGCCGCAGCCAUGAACUUCCAGGCGGGGCCCGGGCAGAGCCCGCAGCCGCAGAGCCUGGCGGCGCCGGGCGGGCCGGGGCCGGGCUCCUCGGGGCCGCCGCAGGCCGGGCCGCCCCCGCCCCAGUUCGGCCUCUCCAACUCGGCGGCCAUCCGCGCCGAGAUCGGGCGCUUCGAGUCGGUGCAUCCCAACAUCUACGCGGUCUACGACCUGCUGGAGCGGGUGGAGGACCUGGGGCUGCAGAGCCAGAUCCGGGAGCACGUCAUCUCCAUCGAGGAUUCGUUUGUGAACAGCCAGGAAUGGACCCUGAGCCCGGUGCCUGAGCUCAAAGUGGGCAUCGUGGGGAACCUGUCCAGCGGCAAGUCGGCCUUGGUGCAUCGCUACCUGACUGGCACGUACGUGCAGGAGGAGUCCCCAGAAGGUGGCCGGUUUAAGAAGGAGAUCGUAGUGGAUGGUCAGAGUUACCUGUUGCUGAUUCGAGAUGAAGGGGGCCCCCCCGAGCUCCAGUUCGCCGCCUGGGUGGACGCCGUGGUGUUUGUCUUCAGCCUGGAGGACGAGAUCAGCUUCCAGACGGUGUAUAACUACUACCUGCGGCUCUCCAGCUACCGCAGCACGGCCGAGGUGCCCAUGGUCCUGGUGGGGACGCAAGACGCGAUCAGUGCCACGAAUCCCCGUGUCAUCGAUGACUCUCGGGCCCGCAAACUCUCCAACGAUCUGAAGCGUUGCACGUACUACGAGACCUGCUCCACCUAUGGCCUGAACGUCGAGAGAGUCUUCCAGGAUGUGGCUCAGAAGGUGGUGGCCCUGCGGAAGAAACAGCAGCUCUCCAUAGGGCCCUGCAAGUCCCUGCCCAAUUCACCUAGCCAUUCGUCUGUCUCUGCGGCCUCUAUUCCUUCUGUGCACAUCAACCAGGCCACCAAUGGCAGCGGCGCCUUUAGCGACUACUCCUCCUCCGUGCCCUCCACCCCCAGCAUCGGCCAGCGGGAGCUGCGCAUCGAGACCAUCGCUGCCUCCAAUACGCCCACCCCCAUCCGCAAGCAGUCCAAGCGGCGCUCCAACAUCUUCACGUCUCGAAAGGGCGCAGACCCGGAGCGGGAGAAGAAGGUGCUGGAGUGCAAGGCGGACAGUAUCGGCAGCGGGCGGGCCAUUCCCAUGAAGCAGGGCAUUCUCCUGAAGCGCAGUGGCAAGUCCCUCAACAAGGAGUGGAAGAAGAAGUAUGUGACACUGUGCGAUAACGGAGUCCUCACCUACCACCCCAGCCUGCAUGAUUACAUGCAGAACGUCCAUGGCAAGGAAAUAGAUCUCCUGAGAACAACAGUGAAGGUGCCGGGCAAGCGGCUCCCCAGGGCCACGACGACAACAGCCCCCAGCGCCAGCCCCAAAACCAACGGGCUUGCCAAGGAGCGGAGCAGCAUGCAGUUCCCAGGAGGCCCAGGUGCCCCCCACUCGACCAGCAGCACCUCCCUGCACUCCGAACGCUCCAUCAACUUGGUGGGCUUCUGCUCGAAGCCAGACGGCAUGCACCAGCGCUCCUACUCCGUCUCCAGCGCAGACCAGUGGAGUGAGGCGGUGGUGAUCCCCAGCAGCUGCCCCAACCCCCCUAACGGCACCUCAGAUGCUCUCAGUUCCAGCCCAAAUAUGUCCAACACUGCGAGCCCGAAGCUGGAGCCGCCUCCAUCCCCUCAUGCAAACAGGAAGAAACACCGCAGGAAAAAGAGCACAGGGACAGCCCGCCCUGAUGGCCCCAGCACAGCAGCAGAAGAACAAGAUGAGUCGUUCGAGUUCAUCAUCGUGUCGCUGACAGGCCAGACCUGGCUUUUUGAGGCCUCGACGUCAGAGGAGCGGGAGCUGUGGGUCCAGGCCAUCGAGAGCCAGAUCUUGGCCAGCCUCCAGGGCUGCGAGAGCAGCAAGAACAAGGCUCGGCUGGGCAGCCAGAGCGAUGCACUGGCCCUGCAGACGGUCCGCACUGCACGUGGGAACAGCUUCUGUGUGGACUGCGACGCGCCCAACCCUGACUGGGCGAGUCUGAACCUGGGCUCCCUCAUGUGCAUCGAGUGCUCCGGGAUCCACCGUAACCUGGGCACCCACCUGUCCCGGGUGCGCUCCUUGGACCUGGACGACUGGCCUGGCGAGCUCAUCAUGGUCAUGACAGCCAUUGGCAACGCGCUGGCCAACGCGGUCUGGGAAGGGGCAGUGGAGGGCUACCAGAAGCCGGGCCCCGAGAACACCAGGGAGGAGAAGGAGCGCUGGAUCCGGGCCAAGUAUGAGCAGAAGCUGUUCCUGGCUGCCCUGCCGCACUCGGACGUGCCCCUGGGGCAGCAGCUGCUGCGGGCCGUGGUGGAGGACGACGUGCGCCUGGUGGUGACGCUGCUGGCCCAUGGCACCAAGGAGGAGGUGAACGAGACCUACGGGGACGGGGAUGGGCGCACGGCGCUGCACCUCUCCAGCGCCAUGGCCAACGUGGUCUUCACGCAGCUGCUCAUAUGGUAUGGGGUGGACGUGAAGAGCCGGGACGCCCGUGGCCUGACGCCCCUGGCCUACGCCCGGCGAGCUGGCAGCCAGGAGUGCAUCGACAUCCUCCUGCAGCAUGGAUGCCCUAGCGACAGCUCCGUGAGCACACUGACCCCCAGCCUGCCCCCCCGCAACGCCAACAACUCCUGCUCGGCGUCCCCAGCUGAGCUGGGCCCCAGCCCCAGCGUCCUCUAGCCACCCUGCUGGGCCGGCCUCCCACUCGGAGCCCCAAGACGGUGCGGGGCUCCCGGACCCACCAGAUGCUGCUGAUGAUGAGGGGACCCGGUCUCCCUGCCUUGCCGGGGAUCUCACAGGAGCAAAACCACACUGGGGCUGGCAUGGUGCACCCUGUGGCCGACGACACCAGCUGACUAGCUCCACAUGCAAAGGUGCCCUCGCAGAAGAAGGGGCACCCCUGCCUUGCACCCACCCCCGCAUGGGGAGGCAGUUCCUGUGCACCCUCCUUGCCUCCCACCUGCUACAGAGAGACAUUUCCUGUGUGCCCCCCUCCACCUGGUACAGAAACACAGUGCCUGUCUGCCCCCCUCCACCUGGUACAGAGAGACAUUUCCUGUCUGCCCCCCUCCACCUGGCACAGAGAGACAUUUCCUGUGUUCCCCCCUCCACCUGGCACAGAAACACAGUGCCUGUCUGCCCCCCUCCACCUGGUACAGAGAGACAUUUCCUGUGUGCCCCCCUCCACCUGGUACAGAAACACAGUGCUUGUGAGCCCCCCUCCACCUGGUACAGAGAGACAUUUCCUGUGUGCCCCCUUCCACCUGCUACAGAGAGACAGUCCCUGUGUGCCCCCCUCCACCCGGCACAGAGCGACAGUCCCUGUGUGCCCCCCUCCACCUGGUACAGAGAGACAGUCCCUGUGUGCCCCCCUCCACCUGGCACAGAAACACAGUGCCUGUCUGCCCCCCUCCACCUGGUACAGAGAGACAUUUCCUGUCUGCCCCCCUCCACCUGGCACAGAGAGACAGUCCCUGUGAGCCCCCCUCCACCUGGCACAGAGAGACAUUUCCUGUGUGCCCCCCUCCACCUGGCACAGAAACACAGUGCUUGUGAGCCCCCCUCCACCUGGUACAGAGAGACAUUUCCUGUGUGCCCCCUUCCACCUGCUACAGAGCGACAGUCCCUGUGUGCCCCCCUCCACCCGGCACAGAAACACAGUGCCUGUCUGCCCCCCUCCACCUGGUACAGAGAGACAUUUCCUGUCUGCCCCCCUCCACCUGGCACAGAAACACAGUGCCUGUCUGCCCCCCUCCACCUGGUACAGAGAGACAGUCCCUGUGCGCCCCCCUCCACCUGGUACAGAGAGACAGUCCCUGUGAGCCCCCCUCCACCCGGCACAGAGCGACAGUCCCUGUCUGCCCCCCUCCACCUGGUACAGAGAGACAGUCCCUGUGAGCCCCCCUCCACCUGGCACAGAAACACAGUCCCUGUGUGCCCCCCUCCACCUGGCACAGAGAGAGUCCCUGUGUGCCCCCCCACCGCGGUACAGAGAGACAGUGCCUGUGCACCCCUGCACACCUCACCCUGUACAGAGAGAGAGUUCCUGCCUGCCCCCACUGCCCCCCCCACCUGGUACAGAGACAGUUCCUGUGCCCCCCCCAUACAGGGAGGCAGUCCCUGUGUACCCCUGCCCCCCCCAUACAGGGAGGCAGUCCCUGUGUACCCCUGGCCCCCCCCAUACAGGUGCCAGGCUCGGGGGGCUGUGUGCAUGCUGCACCACUGUAGGACGGAGCCCAGCUCUGCUGCGGCCCUGCUGCUUCCUCUGCCUGCAAUUGCAAAGGGAAUUGCCCACCGGGGCAGCCGCGGCCCCUCGCUUGCAAGCAGGAGAGGAGAGGGACUGACCCGCUCUGGGAACCUCCUGGCUGUGUCCAUUCCCUUGGAGACUCCCUGGCCUGCCCCACGGCUCCGUACCCUGCUCCUGCUGCCCUGCCAGGGGGCUGGCCUCUGGCUGAGCCUGGGGAGGGGAGACGGGUUCUCUGGCCCGAGCCUGCACCACGUGCUGGGCCCCCAGGCUUGGGACACGGCUUCUGGGGCGACUCCGCCGCGCAUGUAUAAAAUGUACAUUGGAAAUAUUUAUAUGGACGCGCUGUAAAUACUGUUUCUUUGCCCUGUGUGUGACCUGCAGCCAAGGAGAUAACAGCCAAUAAAGCUCCCUCCUCCUGCCA
Messenger RNA from Caretta caretta (loggerhead turtle), 4701 nucleotides. It is a transcript of the gene AGAP3, whose product is annotated as ArfGAP with GTPase domain, ankyrin repeat and PH domain 3. The record is from RefSeq and is a predicted model, not a curated record. Gene Ontology annotation, cellular component: nucleus. NCBI's taxonomy places the organism in Eukaryota, Metazoa, Chordata, Testudines, Cheloniidae. Gene Ontology annotation, biological process: activation of GTPase activity. Gene Ontology annotation, molecular function: GTPase activity; protein binding; GTP binding.